Molecule: messenger RNA, 926 nt
Organism: Suricata suricatta (meerkat)
Lineage: Eukaryota; Metazoa; Chordata; Mammalia; Carnivora; Herpestidae
Gene: CD63
Product: CD63 molecule
Exons: 8
Coding region: 114-830 (238 amino acids)
Cellular component (GO): membrane
Source: RefSeq, a predicted model, not a curated record
CCGGGGCGGGGCCGCGCGGCGGGCGGGGCCGCAGCCGGGGGGCGCCGCUAGAGAGCCCCUGAGCGGCGGCGGGAGAGGAGCGCAUAGCCUCGGGGAGCCCAGGCCCGGCAGCCAUGGCGGUAGAAGGAGGAAUGAAAUGUGUCAAGUUCUUGCUCUACGUUCUUCUGCUGGCCUUCUGCGCCUGUGCAGUGGGACUGAUCGCCGUGGGUGUAGGGGCCCAGCUGGUCCUGAGGGAGACCAUUGUCCAGGGGGCCACGCCUGGCUCCCUGUUGCCCGUGGUCAUCAUUGCAGUGGGUGCCUUCCUCUUCCUGGUGGCCUUUGUGGGCUGCUGUGGGACCUGCAAGGAGAACUACUGCCUUAUGGUCACGUUUGCCAUCUUCCUGUCUCUUAUCAUGCUGGUGGAGGUGGCCGCAGCCAUUGCUGGCUAUGUGUUUAGAGACAAGGUGAUGUCAGAAUUUAAUAAGGACUUCCGGCAGCAGAUGCAGAAUUAUCCAAAAAGCAACCACACAGUUUUGAUCAUGGACAAGAUGCAGGAAGAUUUUCAGUGCUGCGGGGCAGCUAACUACACAGACUGGGAGAGCAUUCCUCUCAUGCCCAAGGGCCGAGUCCCGGACUCCUGCUGCGUCAAUGUCACACAGGGCUGUGGGAUUGCUUUCAAUGUGAAGGACAUCUACCACGAGGGCUGUGUGGAGAAGAUUGGGGGCUGGGUGAGGAGCAAUGUGCUGGUGGUGGCUGCAGCAGCCUUGGGCAUUGCCUUUGUGGAGGUACUGGGAAUUAUUUUUGCCUGCUGCCUCGUGAAGAGCAUCCGAAGUGGCUAUGAGGUGAUGUAGGGGGUCUGGUCUCUUCAGCCCUCUCAUCUAAGGGAGUGGGGUAGUACACUCCAGGUUUUUCAAUUAAAGUGAUUAUUUUUUCAGACUGAAAAAAGA